AUGCGGGGCGCAGCCCUCCAGCUCCUGCUCGCGGGGGCCGCGGCCCCGAGGGAGACCCGGGCGGGCCCCCACUCCCUGAGGUGUUUCCACACCGCGAUGUCCCGGCACGGCCUCCGGGAGCCCCGCUUCAUCUCCGUGGGCUCCGUGGACGACACGCAGUUCGGGCGGUUCGACAGCGACUCUCCGGGCCAGAGGGCAGAGCCUCGGGCGCCCUGGGCGGAGCAGCUGGGGCAGGAGGAGCAGGAGGAGUGGGACGAGGAGACGCAGAUGCUAAGGGAGCGCACACUGUGGUCCCGAGCGCAGCUGGACGCCCUGCGCGGCCUCUACAACCAGAGCGAGACCGGCUCUCACACCUUCCAGGAGAUGUCUGGCUGCGACGUGGGGCCCGACGGGCGCCUCUUCCGCGCGUACAGACAGUUCGCCUACGACGGCGCCGAUUACCUGGCCCUGAAAGGGGACCUGAGCUCCUGGACCGCGGCGGACAUGGCCGCUCAGAUAACCCGGCGCAAGUGGGAGGCCCAGGGUGAGGCAGAGAGAUUCAGGAUCUAUUUUGAGGGCAAGUGCUUGUGGUGGCUGCGCACAUGCCUGGAGUCCCGGAAGGAGACUCUGCAGCGCACGGAUCCCCCAAAGACACGCAUGACCCACCACCCCACCUCUGAGUAUGAGGUCACCCUGCGGUGCUGGGCCCUGGACUUCUACCCUGCGGACAUCACCCUGACCUGGCAGCAAGAUGGGGAGGACCUGACCCAGAAGAUGGAGCUGGUGGAGACCAGGCCAGGGGAAGAUGGAACCUUCCAGAAGUGGGCGGCUGUGGUGGUGCCUUCUGGAGAAGAGGAGAGAUACAUGUGUCACGAGCAGCAUGAAGGCCUGCUGGAGCCCCAAGUCCUGAGAUGGGUGCCCCCUCCUCAGUCCUCCAUCCCUACCAUGGACAUCAUUGCUGGCCUGGUUCUCCCUGAAGCUGUGCUCACUGGAGCUUUGGUGGCUGCAGCUGUGAUGUGGAGGAAGAAACUCAGGUCCAGGACUCACUAGAAGUCCACAAAGCAGCUUCUGAGCAGGACUGAAAAAGCAUUGGACCUAAAGAAGAGGAGGAGGAUUAGAAAUAUCUCAUGGUUGGUUUGAGGUAUAAGGAGCUGGGCAGGACCCCGCCCCUCACCCUGGCUCCUAGGAUGUGGUGGCAUCUUCAUCCCUGACAGCUCCCUCCCCCACACCCCAAGGUUCAUCUCCUUUGGAGUCACCUGUAUAUGUACAUAUAUGUAUACGUGUAAUCCCAGCUGCUUCUUGAUUUGUCACCUUUCUGGGGCAUAUAGGUUGUUCCCAUAGCUUGGCUACUGUAAAUAGUGCUGCAGUGGUGACAGGAGUGCAGGUCCCUUCACAGGAAAGUAUUUAUCCUCUGUGAGUAGAUCCUCAGUGUAGAAUUGCUGGGUCCAAUGGCAGAACCACAUUCACUCUUUUAAAAAACCUCAAUCCUGUUUCCAUAAGGGCUGGCUCAGUCUAUAUCCAAACACAAUGCAGGACUGUCCUCUUUUUUCCACAUCCUUGCCAGCACUUGAGUUUCUGGUCUUUUGGAUACGUUCCAUUCUCACAGGUGUGAAGGUUUAAACCAGGGGAUUAUAAAGGCACAAAAUGUGGGCAAAAAGAAAUCCUGUAACACUCAGGCCAACACAAGGCUGUCUCACACUGUGAAAGAAAGAAAAUAAUAAUGAAGAAAUUCAGGUGAAUGACCUGAGUGUUAACAUUAUCAAUGGUCCACUGUAUUCCCAAGAUGUCCUCCUGAAAGCAUCCCCAUCACCUGGUCCCAGCCUCUCUGCCUCAACCCCCACCCCCACUGCAGGCCUCCAGGGUCUCACCUAUAGGGCCUGAGAUACACUUCAGAGCACUGGGACUGUGGCUGCCUGGGGGAGAACACAACAAAACUUGGUCAGAGAUGAGACCACAGGAGGAACUGAUGAGAGUGACUCCCCCAUGGGCUCCAUCUACACUGUCCCCAGGGGCUCAGGAAUCAAACCCUUGACCACACUUACUUGCAGCCUGAGUGUAGCUUCCUCCUUUCCUCCUGUAGGAAGAAGCAUCAUGUGAGACCAAGGAGGAGUCAGGUCAGAGCCUAAAGGAAUAACCUGCCCCCUAGGCUGCUCCCGUCCUGCUCUGCCCGACCU
Talpa occidentalis (Iberian mole) is the source of this 2153-nucleotide messenger RNA. Its product is annotated as class I histocompatibility antigen, Gogo-OKO alpha chain-like. The record is from RefSeq and is a predicted model, not a curated record. Gene Ontology annotation, molecular function: signaling receptor binding; peptide antigen binding. Bases 1 to 1029 code for a protein of 342 amino acids. The transcript has 6 exons. Gene Ontology annotation, cellular component: external side of plasma membrane. Lineage: Eukaryota; Metazoa; Chordata; Mammalia; Eulipotyphla; Talpidae. Gene Ontology annotation, biological process: antigen processing and presentation of endogenous peptide antigen via MHC class I via ER pathway, TAP-independent; immune response; antigen processing and presentation of endogenous peptide antigen via MHC class Ib.